AUGAAGAAAAGAAAAUUUGAAGUUGAAAGCAGUGAAAGUGACUUUUCUCCUAAGGGGGAAGAUGAAAGUAAGAAACAGUAAGCUUUUCUAAAGCAGUUCAUGAAAUCAAUGAAAGAUCAUGGAGAAAAAAUUAUUUAAGAUAAACCGCCUUCUUAUACUUAUGAAUUAGUAUUAUCUUGUCUCUAUAGUUUAAUUUGGGGAGGAGUGUUUCUUUUUUUAUCUAGCAUCAGCAUACCUACUUGCAGUGUUUUAUCUCAUACUAAUUAAUUUAUUGGAUUUUUUCAUUUUGCCUUUGCAACUAUAAUAUUCAUAUAUAUGAAUAUAGCUUGGUAUGCUAGCUCUCACAAUAAAAUUGAAGCAUGGAAACCUUUGCAAAGAUUUAUUAGCGGGUAUCGACUUAUUUAAAUAAUAGCUGAACUUAUUUUAUUAACUAUUCUAUCUGUUAACUUUUAUCAUUUCAAAAAUUAUUGUGAUAAUGAAUUCAGCUUAAUAAAUCUUGUCUAUAUUCUACUUUAAGGAGUAUUAAUUAGUUUUACAGUCAUCCUAAUAUUGCUCUACUCACUUGGAAUCGCAACUGAUACUAUAUAGCAAUACUUGAUUAAAUCAUAUGGAGUAUUAUCAGACUGA
Molecule: messenger RNA, 627 nt
Organism: Tetrahymena thermophila SB210
Lineage: Eukaryota; Ciliophora; Oligohymenophorea; Hymenostomatida; Tetrahymenidae
Product: transmembrane protein, putative
Exons: 1
Source: RefSeq, a predicted model, not a curated record